AUGAACGGAUUUGGAAACGUGAAUCAAUUGGGUUCCGUGGCGCAGCAACAUCAGGCUCAGAACAAAAGUAAGAUUAGUGUUAGGGGUUGGCAGAAUGCCACACAGCAAGAUUUGCUAAAUUUUGUGAGUCGGAAAACCAGGUUAGCGAUUCAGAAUUCUUAUGUACAAGGGGAUACGAUAUAUGGGUAUGUGGGUCGUCAUGAAGUUGCGGAGUUGUUGAAGUUCAAUGGGAUUCGGUUUGCGGGGAAUGCGUUAAAGUUUGAGGCAGUUGAUGGGCCGGGGAAUGGGGGUGGGGCUACAUCUAAUACAAUCACGCUUUUGAGGAAUUUUCUGUUUAAGCGGUAUAAUGCGCAUACGAAGAUGCUGGAUCUGGGGAAUUUGUACCAGGACGCGGAGUUGGUGCAGAACGGGUUGUUGUCCACGAUGUCGACUCAGUCGAAGAUGUUUCUUGCGCUUAUGAAGCUUGCGGCUAACGAGCCGCAGUUAGUGGUGGAGUCUGUUAAUUUGUCAAAUAAUAAUUUCAAAGAUGUAAAUGGGAUUUCCACGUUGGCGCAGACUUUUCCGGAGUUGAAAAACCUGUGUUUAGCGAACAAUCAGAUUGCGCGAUUUCACUCGCUGGAUGUAUGGAAAAACAAGUUUAGGCAUUUACGUGAGUUGGUGGUGAUGAACAAUCCGAUUGCAAAUGAGCCUAAUUAUCGUUCAGAGAUGCUGAAGAUAUUUCCAAGGCUGGUAAUACUAGAUAAUACAGUGGUGCGUGAUGAAAAUAAGCUGAAUGCUGUAUACUCGAUGCCUAUGCGCCUCCAGCAGUUUUUCUUUGAGGAUUCUACGCUGGGUUCGUCAUCAAUAGACUUUGUAACCAAGUUUUUGGGGUUUUGGGAUACAGAUAAAAAACAGUUGAUGGGGUUGUAUACCCCGCAGUCACAAUUUUCUGUCAGUGUUGACUCUUCGGUACCAGCAACUACAGUGCCUGAUUCAGAUCAGUCCCCAGUAUUUAGCUACUACCUGCCAUCGUCUCGUAAUAUUAUAAAGGUUUCUAGCGAAAAGUCUAAACAAGAAAGGCUCGCUGUGGGCCCAGAAGCUAUCAGUAACCUGUUCAAGGCGCUGCCAAACACCAAGCAUUUCCUCCAGGAACAACCUGGUAAUUAUUCCCUACAAACUUGGUCUUAUUCCCAAGUCGGUGGCUUCGCCAUCACAUUGCAUGGCUUCUUUAAAGAAAUCUCCAAACCUGAGGUUGAAAACACCAAAUUCUCGGGUUCAAGCAGCAACCGGCACAGAAGAUACAACCAUGGCCACCAAAGCAGCUCCCAGAAUAAGUUAUCAAAAAAGUCUUUCGAUAGAACAUGGAUAAUUGUGCCAAGCCAAGGCAGUGUAAUAAUUGCUUCUGAUCUAUUAACAGUGAGGCCAUACGUAGCCGGUGCGUGGAUAAAAAAGAACGUUGUAGAAAACGUUGUCGACCCUAAUACUAAUACGCCGCAUCACGCACAAAUCACAGAUACCUCCGCUGCCGGCCCCGCUUUCCCACAGUCAAUGGGAGCACCGUUGGUGCUUCAGAUUCCACCAGAAGUUCAGUCCAAGUUAAGCCCUAUCCAAUUAGAACUUUUGAACGGGUUGCACCAGCAUACCAAGUUGAAUGCCGAAUACACUUACAUGUUGGCAGAACAAAGCGGUUGGGAUUAUGAUGUUGCUGUUAAAAGUUUCCAAAGCAGUGUUAACAAUCUACCAAGAAACGCAUUUGUUUAG
This is a messenger RNA of Eremothecium cymbalariae DBVPG#7215, 1740 nucleotides long. It is a transcript of the gene MEX67, whose product is annotated as Mex67p. Gene Ontology annotation, biological process: poly(A)+ mRNA export from nucleus. The transcript has a single exon. Bases 1 to 1740 code for a protein of 579 amino acids. Gene Ontology annotation, molecular function: protein binding; RNA binding. Gene Ontology annotation, cellular component: nucleus. The record is from RefSeq and is a predicted model, not a curated record. Lineage: Eukaryota; Fungi; Ascomycota; Saccharomycetes; Saccharomycetales; Saccharomycetaceae.